Molecule: messenger RNA, 457 nt
Organism: Triticum dicoccoides
Lineage: Eukaryota; Viridiplantae; Streptophyta; Magnoliopsida; Poales; Poaceae
Product: high molecular mass early light-inducible protein HV58, chloroplastic-like
Exons: 2
Source: RefSeq, a predicted model, not a curated record
ACGCAACAUCAGCCAAGUGUCAUCACCAUCGUUCUAAACUAGCGAGCAGCACCUUCUCUAGUUCUCUUCCUGCGCUAGCUUUUCUCUGCCUCGAGUAAUGGCGACCAUGGUGACUUUGAGCUCCUUCGCCGUCGUCGGCCGGUCCGCCGCCCGUUCUCCGGUGGUGGCCCCGCGCCGGCGCGCCCUCGUCGUCAGGGCCCAGGCCGAGCCUGACAUGGACUCAACCAAGGAGACGACGAGCGCGUCGACCUCCUCAUCCCCACGCACGAGCCCUGCCCCGACCCCGAUCCCGGCAGCACCCAAGCCCAUGACCAAGAAGGCCAACCCCUCGGUCUGGGACGCGCUGGCCUUCAGCGGCCCGGCGCCGGAGCGCACCAACGGCCGGCUGGCCAUGGUGGGAUUCGUGGCGGCGCUGUCCGUUGAGGCGGCGCGCGGCGGUGGGCUCCUCGACCAGGCC